CUCCCACCCGCUAGUGUUUUACAUUAAUUUUUAUCUGUUAAAAGCAAAAAUUGUACGAAUCAAAGGUUUAAAGGUGAACCGAGCGCAUCUUUUGUUUGUUGUUACACGUUCGAAUGUAAAACGUGAAAGUGGGAAAACGCAAUAACAUCAGAGACACUAUUUUCAAUCCGAAUCAAUCAUCUUAUUUACGUAGACGAUCUUUGGUGACGGAGUUUUCUGUGACGCGGCUCAAUUACUGUCUUGUCUGUCUGUCUGUCUCUCAGGACUAGUCUUGCGGCUUUUUUUCUUGGAUGAAGUGGCUACGCAGCAUUAAGACUGGAUGACUGGAGAUGAGACCCUGCAGGCCCACAUUAAACCAUGAGUAUCCAGAGGCUUGGAGGAGCUAUAGGGGAAUCCCUGGGCUCUAGCCUGACGGUGCGUAUGAGCGGUGCAGGUGGUGGGUGGAGCUCCCUCUCCCUGAAACCCGUUUCCUCUGGACGAAUCGCUUCUUUGUUCCAGACCAUGGUCCCUACUGGAUAUACCAAGCUGCAGGAGGAGCGGCUGGCCAUGGUGGACCUCGGAGCCAAACCUGAGGUCAGCUCCUCGCUCCAGAAUGGCUACAGACAAGAGACAUCGUCUCAUGUGGAGAGCCGGCGACACGUGGACCGCGCCUCUCGCUCCUCUGUGACUUUAUCUGACUGUGGGGACUUCUCUGAGAUGGAGCCAAUGCUGGCGGAGAGGAGGCUGUCCAGUGAGGAGGCAGGGGGGGAGGAGGAGGAGGAGGAGGAAGAGGAGGAGGCAGGGCAGGAGGAGAGGCAGGGAUCUGCUCUGCAUAACAUGCCCAAGGAGUCUCCACUAUCUAUGGCGCUGCAGAUCCUGGUGCCCUUUCUUCUUGCUGGAUUUGGAACUGUGUCAGCUGGGAUGGUGCUGGAUAUUGUGCAGCACUGGGAGGCCUUCUCGUACAUCACAGAGAUCUUCAUCCUUGUCCCGGCUCUGCUUGGCCUCAAGGGAAACCUGGAGAUGACGCUGGCCUCGAGGCUGUCCACAGCGGUAAAUGUGGGCAAGAUGGAUUCUCCAAUAGAGAAGUGGAAUCUCAUCAUAGGCAACCUGGCACUGAAACAGGUCCAGGCCACUGUGGUGGGUUUCCUUGCAGCUGUAGCAGCUGUGGUUCUCGGUUGGAUCCCAGAGGGGAAGUUCCAAAUGAGCCACGCUGUGCUGCUGUGCUCCAGCAGCGUGGCCACGGCCUUUAUCGCCUCACUGCUGCAGGGUAUCAUCAUGGUGGGUGUGAUCGUGGGAUCAAAGAAGACAGGCAUCAACCCAGACAACGUAGCCACACCCAUCGCCGCCAGUUUUGGUGACCUCAUAACCUUGGCAAUCCUGGCCUGGAUAAGUCAGGGCCUUUACAAGUGCCUGGACUCCUACCCGUAUGUGUCGUCCCUGCUUUGCGCCUUCUUCAUGUGUCUGACUCCACUGUGGAUCGUCAUCUCAUCCAAGCACCCAGCCAGCCGCACCCUGCUCUACUCUGGAUGGGAACCAGUCAUCACUGCCAUGGUCAUCAGCAGUAUUGGAGGACUCAUCCUGGACAAAACAGUGUCUCAUCCAGAUAUGGCCGGCAUCGUGGUAUACACCCCAGUUAUCAAUGGUAUUGGAGGAAACCUGGUGGCUAUUCAGUCUAGCAGAAUCUCCACUCAUCUACAUUUCCACUGUGCUCCUGGGGAGGUUCCUGAUGAGGCCAAGGGCUGCUACUACCCCUGCCGCACAUUCUUUGGUACAGGAGCCAAUCACAGGUCUGCUCAGGUGCUCUUCCUCCUGGUGAUUCCGGGUCACCUCAUCUUCCUCUACACCAUCCACCUGAUGAAGAGUGGACACACGACCCUGACAGUCAUCUUUAUGUCCGUAUACCUGGCUGCUGCUAUGCUGCAGGUGUUGUUGUUGUUGUGUAUUGCAGACUGGAUGGUGCACUCAAUGUGGCGGAGCGGCAAAGACCCAGACAGUUUUUCCAUCCCUUACCUGACGGCUCUGGGAGACCUGCUGGGCACCGCCUUCCUGGCUCUCAGCUUCCACUUCCUGUGGCUCAUAGGAGACCGGGACAGUGAUGUGGGUGACUGAGGGUAACGACAGCACGACUGUAACUCUUCUGCCCGCCAGCUGACAUCUUAAGCCUUACGGGAAAUCGGUUGCUUUGUCACUGGCCGGCACAUUCCUGCAAUGCGCUUCACGAAAUACUGAAUGAACUUCAACCACAUGAUGGCUCUGAAACUAUUUCCUGCUCCCGGCUAUUUUUUUAAGACAUUAUAUUUCAUAAAUCUGGACUGUAGCAAUGUUUAUCUUAUUUGCAACAAAGCACACGUAUAUUGCUGCUUUUGAAAAAGGCGAUCAGGAAAUUACCAGGCCACAAUGCUAAAGAAACCUGGAUGAGUAUAAACUGGAGGUCUUCUCCUGGAAAAAAAAAAUUGAUUGGCUGGAUUAUAUUUUGCAGAUUUACCACCAUCUGUGUCAAAGCAUUUGUUUUUUGUCAGCGCAUGGACACGGAUAGAGGCAAAUGGGGUGUAGGCUAAGAGAGGGGAAACCUGUUGUUAUUAUAAUUAUUAUAUAUCAGAUCACCUUCUGGACACUGUGGUGUUUACCAGUUUUGCCCAUUUCUAAUCUGCCUCAUGUGUCAUUUUGGUUCUCGGGACUAUAGAGUAAGUCCAGUGUUUACAGUCCAGCACUGUCACUGUGUUUACUGUGUGUCUGAAGUAAGAACUCGCUAAAGUCAUUGAAGUUUGUGAUGUUUGCAUUGGAAGAGGCGCACAAUUAAAUCAAUAAUACAUUUGUAAUGGAAAGGGUAAUUUAAAGUGUCUUUGCAGCCUGACAGCCAACACUAAAAAAACACAUCAAAGCAUAGUCAAGUGUUGAGAAUUUGCCAAAAACCGUCCCCCAAACAGACAUCGUCCAAUUGUAGAAAAGCAGGUAUUCAGCAAUGACAUUUCUUCACAGCUCGCCUUGGAUUUGACCCCAAUGGAGGCACCAGUAAGGCUGUAUUUAGAGUGAGCUUUAGCCUCAGUCUUGUACAGUAUGUAUGUAGCCAUGACAGCUGGAGCUAAGGACGUCGGGGCCAGUGACCAUGAUUUGCUGUAGAUCAAUCAUCAUGUGCAUUGUUAAAUGACAGCUACACACUGCUCCAUCAUUCUUGUUUUCACAUGCUGUCCACAUAUGUGUAGUGUUUACAUACAUAUGUAUGAGCUU
This is a messenger RNA of Solea senegalensis (Senegalese sole), 3207 nucleotides long. It is a transcript of the gene slc41a2b, whose product is annotated as solute carrier family 41 member 2b. Gene Ontology annotation, cellular component: plasma membrane. Lineage: Eukaryota; Metazoa; Chordata; Actinopteri; Pleuronectiformes; Soleidae. Gene Ontology annotation, biological process: monoatomic cation transport. The transcript has 11 exons. Gene Ontology annotation, molecular function: monoatomic cation transmembrane transporter activity. The coding region runs from base 358 to 2088 and encodes 576 amino acids. The record is from RefSeq and is a predicted model, not a curated record.